Messenger RNA from Ambispora leptoticha, 399 nucleotides. Lineage: Eukaryota; Fungi; Glomeromycota; Glomeromycetes; Archaeosporales; Ambisporaceae. The record is from the annotation of a GenBank genome assembly.
AUGGAAGAAGUAGCUCAGAAUGAGGAAGAAACUACAGGCUCAGACCCAGUUGCAACACCUGAGGAAACCUCAAGCUCCAACGAGAGCUUAUCCUCAAGUCCUAAUGAGAGCCUAUUCUCAAGUCCCAAGGAAAGCUUAUCUAGCAACAUGGAACUAGAUCCUUUAACCACUAUCACUAAUACAAACCUUGAAGUUAAUAAAACAACGGCCAAUCUAAACAAUGAAAUAGAGGAAUCUAACAUUAACUCUAUGGAACAGGAUGAAACUCCUUUCACAACGGUAGUAGCAAGAAAAUACAAAGGCAAAAGCUUUAAAAAGAACAAUCAGCACAAGACCCAGCUAUAUGGAACACCAGGAAGUUCUAAGCAGAACUUUCUGGGACCUAAGAAUUAUCACUAA